AUGCUUCCAACCACGGAGUUGAUGCCGCCAUCUCACAUCUUUUUUGAUGCGUAUGAAAAGACGAUCAUGCAGGCAUCUCGCACUCUAACCCCUGCGGAGAAGAACUACGGGCAAAUAGAGAAAGAGGCUCUAGACCUCGUGUUUACCGUCAAGAAAUUUCACAAACUGUUGUAUGGUCGCCACUUCACGUUGUUGACGGAUCACAAACCAUUGAUGUCAAUCUUGGGUUCCAACAAGGGCAUUCUCGUCUACUCAGCCAGCCGACUUCAGCAAUGGGCAACCAUCCUUCUUGGCUACGAUUUCGACAUUCGCCGCUGUCGCACCCCAGACUCAUGUCAGGCUGAGGCCCUUCCUGGCCUCAUCAGCAAUCAGCAGGAACCUGAGGAAGAUACCCUGAUUGCCGAUAUUUCGACUGAGGACGACGUGCGCCGUCAGCUAUCAGACGUAAUAUCAGGUAUCCCUGUCACUGCCGCGGACAUCCGACGUGCUACAGAACAGGAUCCUGUCCUCCGUCAGUCCAUCAUCUACGUGCAGACCUGCUGGCCAACCACUGCUCCCGCUGGCGAUCUUUGCCACCUUUUCCGCCGAGCAUCGGUAUCCGUGGUUGACUCCUGUCUCAUGUUUGCAUACCGUGUGCUGAUCCCAUCUUCCCCCCGAGCCACUGUACUACGGCAGUUCCAUGCCGCUCAUCCUGGUGCCAGUCAAAUGAAGUCUGUUGUCCACAGUUUUGCUUAA
This is a messenger RNA of Spirometra erinaceieuropaei, 735 nucleotides long. The record is from the annotation of a GenBank genome assembly. Lineage: Eukaryota; Metazoa; Platyhelminthes; Cestoda; Diphyllobothriidea; Diphyllobothriidae.